Odobenus rosmarus divergens (Pacific walrus) is the source of this 2535-nucleotide messenger RNA. It is a transcript of the gene ANO9, whose product is annotated as anoctamin 9. Gene Ontology annotation, molecular function: chloride channel activity. The record is from RefSeq and is a predicted model, not a curated record. Lineage: Eukaryota; Metazoa; Chordata; Mammalia; Carnivora; Odobenidae. Gene Ontology annotation, biological process: chloride transmembrane transport. The transcript is spliced from 25 exons. Bases 1 to 2535 code for a protein of 844 amino acids. Gene Ontology annotation, cellular component: plasma membrane.
AUGGGCCUCGCUGCCACACUCCAGUCUCGCCAGCCCCCAGCCAGACUCUGGGGCCAGGAUGCAGCCCUCAAGGCUGAGGUGUGGGCCAAGCAGGUGGCCUCUCACUCCACCUUUGCCCAGGGCCUCCUCAGCCCUUCCAGAGCCAGCUCUGGCACCUGGCUGCUCAGUUUCAUGUUUGCCUCCUCGGUGCUGGAGUACCCAGCCUGGGAGGUGUCCUGCUGCAGGAAUGAGCCCCAUCCUUCCGUCUACCCUCUGCCCCAGGGUGAGGAGAGCGGCCAGAUCCUGGCGGGGACUGAAGGGGACAGCUUCCCACUGAUGGAGAUCAACACUGGUGAGACCGAGGCCUCCGAGCAGUGGGAUUACGUCCUUGUGGCUGACCACCGCACCCAGAGAAAUACCAGGCAGGCCCACCAGCAGCAGCAGUUCCUGGAAGAGCUCAAGAGAAAGGGCUUCCAUUAUAAGAUGAUAGAGGACCACAAGAAGGUGUUCUUUGGGAUCCGAGCAGACAGCAGGAUCUUUGACCUGUACUGCACACUCCUCAUGGAGCCUGAGGGUCCUGCCACCAGGGUGCAGCCUGCCAGGCCAUUCUCCGUCCCAGCCACCGCCAGAAUCCGAAUUGUCAACUUUGUACUAAACAGCAAGGCGGCAGCUGGUGGCACAUUAGAGGAUUUGGUGAAGAGUGGGGUCUUUGAGACCAGAUUCGCCCUGCACAAGGGGGAGGAAGACCUAAAGAAGAAAUGGGCCCGGUGGAGAAACAUGUUCCACCCCCAGCCGAUUGAUGAUAUCAGGGACUACUUUGGCGAGAAGGUGGCCCUGUACUUCGCCUGGCUCGGCUGGUACACCUACAUGCUUGUGCCCGCUGCACUGGUGGGCCUCAUCAUCUUCCUGAGCGGCUUCUCCCUGUUCAAUGCCAGCCAGAUCAGCAAGGAGAUCUGUGAGGCCCACGACAUCCUCCUGUGCCCUCGCGGCGACCACAGCCGUAGGUACCAGCAGCUCUCGGACACCUGCACCUUUGCCAAGCUCACGCACCUCUUCGACAACGAGGGCACCGUGCUCUUUGCUAUAUUCAUGGCUCUGUGGGCCACGGUGUUCCUGGAGAUCUGGAAGCGGCAGCGGGCCCGUGUGGUCCUGCACUGGGACCUGUACGGGUGGGACGAGGACCAGGAGGAAAUGGCGCUUGAGCUCAUUAACUGCCCUGCUUACGAGCUCCGGCCACAGCAGCACUCGUACCUGAGAAGCACCAUCAUCCUCAUGCUGUCUCUGCUCAUGAUCUGCCUUAUGAUCGGCAUGGCCCACCUCCUGGUGGUCUACCGUGUGCUGGCCGCCGCCCUCUUCAAUUCCACCUUGCUCUUCCAAGAAGAGCAGGUGACCACAGCUGUGGUGGUGACCGGGGCCCUGGUCCACUACGUGGCCAUCCUCAUCAUGACCAAGAUCAACAAGUAUGUGGCCCUGAAGCUUUGUGAUUUUGAGAAGCCCAGGACCUUCUCAGAGCGCGAGAGCAAGUUCACCGUCAAGUUCUUCACUCUGCAGUUCUUUGCUCACUUCUCGUCCCUUGUCUACAUCGCCUUCAUCCUGGGCAGGAUCAACGGUCACCCUGGGAAGUCUGUGCGCCUGGCGGGGCUCUGGAAGCUGGAGGAGUGCCAUCUCAGCGGCUGCAUGAUGGACCUGUUCCUGCAGAUGGCCAUCAUCAUGGGUCUGAAACAAACACUCAGCAACUGCAUGGAAUACCUGGGCCCGUGGCUGGCUCACAAAUAUCGCCUGAUGCGGUUCAAGCUGAGCCGCGCAUCGGGGGACCCUGAGCUCAGGCACUUGCAGUGCAACUACCUCCUGAACCCAGUCAACACCUUCAGCCUUUUCGACGAGUUCAUGGAGAUGAUGAUCCAGUAUGGCUUCACGACCAUCUUUGUGGCUGCCUUCCCACUCGCCCCCCUGCUCGCGCUCUUCAGCAACCUUGUGGAGAUCCGCCUGGACGCCAUCAAGAUGGUCAGGCUGCAGCGGCGGCUGGUGCCCCGCAAGGCCAAGGACAUAGGGACCUGGCUGCAGGUGCUGGAGACCAUUGGCGUGCUGGCCGUCAUUGCCAAUGGAAUGGUCAUCGCCUUCACGUCUGAGUUCAUCCCCCGCGUGGUGUACAAGUACCACUAUGGACCGUGCCGACAGGGGGCCCAGCCUGCGGUCGACUGCCUCACAGGCUACAUCAACCACAGUCUGUCUGUGUUCUACACCAAGGACUUCCAGGACCCCAACCAGAUAGAAGGCUCAGAGAAUGUGACUAAGUGCAGGUACCGGGACUACCGCAACGCUCGGGACUACAACUUAUCUGAGCAGUUCUGGGUCCUCCUGGCCAUCCGCCUGGUCUUCCUGAUCCUCUUCGAGCACGUGGCUUUGUGCAUCAAGCUCAUCGCUGCCUGGUUCGUGCCUGACAUUCCUCAGUCGGUAGAGAACAAGGUUCUGGAGGAGAAGUACCAGACACUCCGGGAGAAGAUGUGGUAUGGGAGGCAGAGGCCAGGCUGGGGUAGGGCCAGGCCCCAGACCUGA